UCAGCUAUGAAUUUGAUAAGCUUCUUGAAUUUGAUAUUCGGUCAUAUAAAAAAUGACAGCUGAUACCAAGAUUACAGUAAACAACAAAGUUCUAACCUAAAAAUAUCAUUUUCAUGUUCUAUCUAUUAUUUUUUAAAAAUAGUUGAUUAUUUACGACAAAAGGGAUUUUAUCAUCAUCUUAUAUAAAAUACAAAUAUUAUACGAUGGAUAAUAGUAACAAAAUCAUCCCACCACAUCUAAAUGCUGAAAUAUAUAGAAAGGAAACCACAGGAACAUGCACUCAAUCAUACUUGGAUUUUGUCCGCACACACAAAGAUGGGUCCAUAUUAGUGGGAUGUUCAGAACUAACCGGGCGAUACUGGAAUGGAGGAGCCUUAGUUUAUCAAAGUAAUGAUGAAAAUAAAAGCCCUAAAGGCAGUUCGAAAAGACAUAUUAGUUUAACAAGCAGUAUUGCAGAUGGUUAUUUCACUGAAAGUUCAAAUAAGGUUAUAUUAUGUGAUGAUACUGGUGCCAUUCGUAUUUGGUCGAGAAAUAAUGAUGCAUGGAACGUGUGGAAUGAAGAAAUAUUGGUAGCAGAACAUGAUUCUGCAAUACUAGCCAUAGAGUGUCUUGAGCCUGAGAAAUCAUACAUUACUGCUGGUGGAGAUGGGCAUGUAAAGGUAUGGGAUGCUAGUGAAAAUAUCUUAUGUAUAAGGAAUUAUAAUCUUGCCCAUAGCAUGCCAAUACACGGUAUAUCAGUUAAGCCAAUGUCACAAUCCCACUUUGUGACAGGCUCGCUUGACUGCUUUAUUUCAUUAUGGGAUGAACACACUGACAAACCUGUUUAUGAUGUAAUUGAGAAUAAUUGUGGAAUCCGUUGCUUACAAUGGAUUGAAGAGAACAAAAUUAUAUUUGGUGAUGAAGCAGGAGUUUUGGCUUUAGUUGAUGUACGAAAUUCUGAUAAUGUAAUAAAAUUAUGUGAAUUUCCUGCAGCAGUUCAUCGGAUUGCAUUUAAUCCUGAGACAAACAAUGUUGCUGUGUGCUGUGAUAACAGAAAAGUUACAGUGUUCAACAUAGAAAAUGAUAAACCAAAGGUGAUACAUGAAAACAGUGAACACUCUAAUUUUGUAAGAGGAGUAGCCUGGGAUCAACAAGACUCAAACAUUCUGCAUACUGUGGGCUGGGAUGGUGAAUUAAAACAAUGUACUGUUAAUAAAUAAUUUAGGCUAUUGUUUGUAAUAAAAUAUUCCCACCAUCGAA
Molecule: messenger RNA, 1239 nt
Organism: Colias croceus (clouded yellow)
Lineage: Eukaryota; Metazoa; Arthropoda; Insecta; Lepidoptera; Pieridae
Product: methylosome protein 50-like
Exons: 6
Coding region: 204-1199 (331 amino acids)
Biological process (GO): oocyte axis specification
Cellular component (GO): methylosome
Molecular function (GO): protein binding
Source: RefSeq, a predicted model, not a curated record